Molecule: messenger RNA, 1973 nt
Organism: Mauremys reevesii (Reeves's turtle)
Lineage: Eukaryota; Metazoa; Chordata; Testudines; Geoemydidae
Gene: GPRC5A
Product: G protein-coupled receptor class C group 5 member A
Exons: 4
Coding region: 254-1336 (360 amino acids)
Biological process (GO): G protein-coupled receptor signaling pathway
Cellular component (GO): signaling receptor complex; plasma membrane; extracellular exosome
Molecular function (GO): G protein-coupled receptor activity; protein kinase activator activity
Source: RefSeq, a predicted model, not a curated record
GAUUACAGGAGCUGCCUGGCAUUACUCUCUACCUGGGUGCGGUUGGAAUUUUCUUCCUUCAGCCACUGUUACUGAGGUCUCAGCUUCCAUACAGGAUACCAAUAAGAUCUUUGGAAGAAUAUUCAUAGAGCCAUAGAGUUUAAGGCCAGAACAGACCAUCUAGUCUCAUCUCCUGUAUAUCGUCAGAUACCAGCACUACCCAGCACCGCACGCUAAACCCAACUCCCUAUUGACGGCUGUUCUGUGAGUCACCAUGGCUUCCAAGCCUCCUCCAGGCUGCAAUGAGAACAUUGACUCUGACUAUUAUUUACUCUGUGACACUGAACAAGCCUGGGGCAUCGUCCUAGAAACACUGGCUACAGCUGGUGUCAUUGUCACAAUCAGCUUCAUUCUCUUGCUACUCAUCUUCAUCGGUAAGGUCCAAGACUCCACCAAGCGAAGCAUGAUCCCUAUCUAUUUCCUCUUCCUCUUAGGCACCCUAGGGAUCUUCGGCCUCACCUUUGCUUUCAUCAUUAGACUUAAUGUCCGGACCGGCCCCACCCGCUUCUUCCUCUUUGGCGUCCUCUUCGCCCUCUGCUUUUCCUGCCUCCUGACCCAUGCCUUCAACCUUGUCAAACUGGUGAGGGGGAAGGCCCCCUUUUGGUACCCAGUGUUGCCGGUUAUUGCCAUUAGCCUCACUGUGGUGCAGAUUAUUAUAGCCAUAGUGUAUGUAGUCGUCAUAGUGGCCAGACAAAAUAUUCAAUUUACUACGAUGAGUCCAGAACAACGCAAUAUGGACUUUGUCAUGCUUCUGAUCUACGUGCUCCUCUUGAUGGCACUCACCUUCCUGGUCUCCAUGUUUACCCUCUGUGGGACAUACAAACGCUGGAAGAAGCAUGGAGCACACAUCUAUGUCACUGGCCUGUUCUCCAUAGCCAUCUGGGUGGUGUGGAUCACCAUGCUCAUGCGAGGCAACCCAGAAUUAAAGAAACGGCCCAUCUGGGAUGAUCCUGUCAUCAGCAUCGCUCUGGUGUCCAAUGGAUGGGUCUUCCUGAUGAUGUACAUGGUGCCUGAAUUCUGUUAUCUCACAAGCCCACGCAACCCUGAGGACUACCCUCCAGAAAACUAUUCUUGCCAGCCUAAACUCAUGAAGAAGAACUUUGGAGUGGAGAACCAAGCCUAUAUCAAGGAGGAGACCACAACAGGCCCAGAAAACAACGGGGAUCCAUGCUACGUUCCACAUUAUGCUCACUUUCAGAUGGAGAGCCUCAAACCUCAGCAGGAGUUCUCCAUCCCCCGGCCUAAAACCCAGGUCAGUCCAUACAAGAAUUACACCAGCGGGCAAGGCACCAAGUAACAGCUCAGUGAUCAGCCAAGAGACAAUGCACAGGCAGUCGGGGCUCAGAGAAAGACCACUGCUUCUAUCCUGCUAAACAGAGACAGAACCAGACUGAUAGGACUGCGGCUGAUGAAAGGGACGGACCCUUUUCUUCCCCAUCUCCCUUUGGCUUUACGCAUGCAGCACUUUAAUUCCCUUCCAUUCAUCCAGCAGAGCACUUUGAACAUAAAUCCCCCUGCCUACUCCUGUUCACUCAGUUCCCUGCCCUCAAUCAUGUGACUGAACUCAGCUGUUCUUGUCCAGAGGCAGUGGGUUUCUGAUGGCACCAGAGCUUCCUGCAGUAAGGCCCAGGAACCAGGAACCUUUUCAGCAGAGACCCCAGGCCACUCAGUCCUGAUCACCUUAGCAUCCUUGUGCGCACUGCCAGCUGGUAAACUGAAACAAGCAGGAAUUUUCAGAAAUCACCUUCCGACUGCCUUCUGACACCCAGGGCCCAAAGUCUCAUGUAUUGCUGAAAGUACCUGACCCAUACAGCACUGAUCCACCCACGUACUGCAGCCUCUCUGUCUCUAGUUCCAUAGCACUGACUCACAGCUAGAGCUGGCUGGCAAAGAGAGAGAAUCUUUCUUUCUUUCUUUCUUUCUUUCUUUCUUUC